CGCUCGUCCCUCGUUUAUUUUGCGCUCGUGUGGAAAGCAUGUUAUGAUCAUGGUUGGACUUGUCAAGAGUCUGAAAUGUGCUCGUCAUGUUAAACUAUUACUCAGCGCAACUACACAGACAAACAGACAGAUACACCGGUCUCUCCAGCAGCUGUCGGCCUCACGACUCUGUCCGCACAUUUAUAUCAGAGAACACUGAGACAGCUGGAGAGAACAGUCUGACUCCUGAGCUCAAACUCAGACUCUUCACCCCAAACUGCAGGUUCUGGCGAGAAAGACCAGAGCUGUGGCCUUUUGAUGACCCAUACUGGGCCAUAUACUGGCCGGGAGGACAGGCACUGUCCAGGUUUCUCCUGGACAAUCCUGAAGUGUGUCAAGAUAAGAAAGUCCUGGAUGUGGGAAGCGGCUGUGGAGCCUCAGCUAUUGUUGCAAAACUAUGUGGUGCAGCUCAUGUUGUUGCCAAUGACAUCGACCCUGUUGCUGCCAUUGCAACCCACAUGAACUGUGAGCUGAAGGGUGUGGAGCCUCCCAUUUGUGUGACUGACAACAUGGUUGGUUCAGGGCCGGAGAGAUUUGACUUGAUUCUCCUGGGUGACAUGUUCUACGACGAGGCCCUUGCCACGAGCCUCCACAGCUGGUUGGAUCGCUGCAUCAAGACCCACGGCACCCGAGUCCUGAUCGGAGAUCCUGGGAGAGCCCAGUUUGAGGGACACGACAUCCGACGACUCCUGCAUCAGCAAGCUCAGUUUGAGCUGCCUGAGUCUGUCAGAGAGGAAAAUUAUGGUCUGACUUUCAGCUGUGUCUGGUCCUACAAUCCUGAACUCUGAACUCCUGCACCCACUUUCAUCAAUAAACUUAUUAUUUCUUUAUUUAA
Solea solea (common sole) is the source of this 874-nucleotide messenger RNA. RefSeq names its product electron transfer flavoprotein subunit beta lysine methyltransferase (gene etfbkmt). The transcript is spliced from 3 exons. Gene Ontology annotation, biological process: peptidyl-lysine trimethylation. NCBI's taxonomy places the organism in Eukaryota, Metazoa, Chordata, Actinopteri, Pleuronectiformes, Soleidae. Bases 87 to 827 code for a protein of 246 amino acids. Gene Ontology annotation, cellular component: mitochondrial matrix. The record is from RefSeq and is a predicted model, not a curated record. Gene Ontology annotation, molecular function: protein-lysine N-methyltransferase activity.